This is a messenger RNA of Lathyrus oleraceus (garden pea), 2729 nucleotides long. RefSeq names its product receptor-like protein EIX2. NCBI's taxonomy places the organism in Eukaryota, Viridiplantae, Streptophyta, Magnoliopsida, Fabales, Fabaceae. The record is from RefSeq and is a predicted model, not a curated record. Gene Ontology annotation, molecular function: protein binding. The coding region runs from base 72 to 2366 and encodes 764 amino acids. The transcript has 2 exons.
UUCAUCCAAGGUAUAAUUCAGAACCAACCUCAAGCCAAUACAAUUUCUUAAACUUUCAUUUUAUUGAUAUCAUGGUGAGAAUGAAAUUUCCCUUCCCAAAUAAACUGCUGUCUCUUUUAAUGUCAUUUGUAAUCAUAUGUAAUAUAGUAAGAUGUGAAACAAAGGGAUCUUGCAACGAAAAAGACAAACAAAUACUUGUCAGUUUUAAGCAUGGACUCACUGAUCCAUUAGGCAUGUUGUCAAUAUGGUCCGAUACAGAAGAUUGUUGUGAAUGGAGAGGAGUUAUCUGUGACAUCAAUGGUAGAGUCACUGAUCUCAGCCUCCCUUGUUCCACUGAUGAUGAUAUCAUUAUUGCCAACAAAACACAUUGUUUGUCAGGUGAACUGCAUCUUUCUUUAUUUGAGCUUGAAUUUUUGAAAUACUUGGAUUUGAGCUAUAAUGACUUCAAAUCUGUGGUCUUACCUUUGGAUUGUCAAAACAUGUCAUCAGUUAACACUCGUCGUAGAAGUGGAAACUUUUCUAAUGUUGUUCAUCUUGACUUGUCCUAUAAUGAGAAUCUUGUUGUUGAUGAUUUAAGAUGGCUUCUUCGUCUAUCAUCAUCCUUAGAAUAUCUCAGCUUGAAUUCCCUAAAUUUCCACAAACAAACUCAAUGGCUUCAAAUUUUGACUAUGCUUCCAUCGCUUUCCGUGUUACAUUCGAGUAAUUGCCUACUUGAAACCGCAAGUCCGUCUCUUCAAUAUGCCAAUCUCACUUCACUUGAAUAUAUUGAUCUCUCUUCCAAUGAUUUUUUCUCUGAACUGCCUAUUUGGCUGUUCAAUCUUAGCAGUCUUUCUUAUUUGAAUCUUAGGGACAAUAAUUUCCACGGCAAAAUACCCGAAACUUUAUUGAAUCUUGGAAACUUGCAAGUAUUGUAUUUGGGACACAACAAGUUGAGUGGAACAAUUCCUAAUUGGUUAGGCCAACUUGGAGGCCUAAACAAUCUUGAUCUCUCCAUGAAUUUAUUUACUAGUAGCCUUCCUGAAAGUUUGGGUAAACUAUCAUCAUUAAUAGAACUUAAUGUUAACUCAAACAACUUUACUGGUAGCCUUCCUGAAAGUUUGGGUAAACUAUCUAAUCUAGAGGAAUUGUUUGUUGAUGAAAAUCCUUUAUUGUGUGGUGUUGUGUCAGAUAAAUUUUUUGCCCAACUCUCAAAGUUACAAGUGUUACGGUUGGGUUCACCCUUCUUUGUCUUUGAAUUUGAUUCCCACUGGAUUCCUCCAUUUAAACUUCAAUACCUCACCUUGAGGUAUGCAGAUCUUAAACUUCUUCCAUGGUUGUAUACACAUAAAUCUCUAAUUGCUUUAACAAUUGACUACUCCUUUCUUCAAACUGUAUCUCAAGACAUGUUUUGGAGUUUGGCAAAUCACUGCAUAUUACUCUCUCUAACCGGUAAUAACAUGCCUUGGGACAUGUCAAAUGUGUUGUUAAACUCUGAAGUUGUAUGGCUAAGUAGAAAUGGUUUGAAAGGUGGUCUUCCCAGAUUAACUUCAAAUGUGAGUGUUUUUCAGAUAAGUGGUAACGAUUUGUCUGGAUCUCUUUCUUCUCUCUUAUGCCAAAAAAUGACAGGGAAAAGCAAUUUGAAAUUUUUGGAUGUCUCUGAUAACCUUUUAUCUGGAGGGCUCACUACAUGUUGGAAAAAUUGGAAAUCACUUAUUCAUGUUGAAUUAGGAAAUAAUAAUUUAACAGGCAUGAUUCCACAUUCAAUGGGUACCUUAUCCAACCUUUUGUCACUGCAUAUUUAUCAUAACAAGUUGCAUGGAGAGAUACCUAUGUCAUUAAAAUAUUUCCAAAGACUUGUCAUUGUUAAUCUUGGCAGAAAUCAAUUUUCUGGAAAUAUAUCAAAUUGGAUUGGACAAGAUGUAAAAGUUGUUCAAUUAAGAUCAAAUGAAUUUAGUGGUGAUAUUCCUCUACAAAUAUGCCAACUAUCUUCUCUCUUGGUUUUGGAUCUCGCAAAUAAUAGAUUAACAGGAACUAUACCUCAUUGCCUAGGUAAUUUCACCAACAUGGUUAAUGCUUCAAGAAUUGAUGGAUUUGGUAUCAUUUUAAACACACUUGUUCAUGUUACCUCUAAAAUUGGUGUUAAAUUGCAACCAAAAGGAAACUACUUAGAUUACUAUCGAUAUAUGCAUCUUAUUGACCUUUCUAACAACCUUUUGUCUGGUAGAAUACCUUUAGAAUUAUUCAAUCUCAUUGCAUUACAAAUCUUAGUUAUAUGGGAAAUCCUGAACUUUGUGGAACUCCACUCAUGGAGAAAUGCAACCAUGACAAAGUCUCUGGCAGUGGUGACACAAAAUGGAUGGCAAGUGAGGAGGAAGGAUCCGAGCUAAUGGAAUGGUUCUAUAUGGGCAUGGGAGUUGGAUUUGCAACCGGUUUCUGGAUAGUAUUUGGUACCCUUUUAUUCAAACGAACAUGGAGACAUGCUUAUUUCAACUUUCUUUAUGAUGUCAAAGAUUGGUUUAUGUCAAGAUGGUUUUGAAAUUGACUCUUUUGCUAGAAGGAUUGUCAAUGUGGUGACGUCAGCAGGUUUAUGUCUUUUGCGAUUCUAGUGGACACGUCUAGUCGUCUUCAUGUAUCUUUCAAUUCUGUUGUUUAAUAAACUUUGGUUGUCUUUUAAUUGUCUAGAGAAUUUCAUGUAAUUUAAGAUUUGUGUGAAUUUGUUAAAUAACUUAGUAAAUAAUGCUUAAAUGUUU